Salvelinus sp. IW2-2015 is the source of this 906-nucleotide messenger RNA. NCBI's taxonomy places the organism in Eukaryota, Metazoa, Chordata, Actinopteri, Salmoniformes, Salmonidae. The record is from RefSeq and is a predicted model, not a curated record.
CAACACCGUAGGGGAGAAAAAACAUUUGACAUUUGACAGUGUUUCUUUUAUGAUUCGUGAAUUAUUUCCACAAUGUCUACGAAAGCAGAGCAAUUUGCCUCUAAGAUACGAUACUUGCAAGAGUAUCACAACCGUGUGCAACACAAUAUUUACCCCGUGCCCUCCGGAACAGACAUUGCAAAUACACUGAAAUACUUUUCCCAAACCUUGCUCAGCGUUCUGCGUGAUGCCCCGCCAGACCGCGGGGGGCAGGGGCAGCAGAGUCGGGACGCUCAGCUCUCAGAGUACCCCUCUCUGGACUAUCAGGGGCUCUAUGCGACCCUCGUGACCCUGCUUGACCUGGUGCCCCUGCUGCAGCACGGUCAGCAUGAUCUGGGACAGUCCAUAUUUUACACAACAACUUGCCUCCUGCCCUUUCUCAGUGACGAUAUUCUCAGCACUUUACCCUACACUAUGAUCUCCACUUUAGCUACAUUCCCCCCAUUCCUGCACAAAGACAUCAUUGAGUACCUGAGCACCUCUUUCCUCCCCAUGGCUGUAUUGGGUUCCACUAGAAGAGAAGGGGGCGUUCCAGCAUAUGUCAAUCUCUCUGCCUCCUCUAUGCUAAUGAUUGCUAUGCAGUACACCUCCAACCCAGUAUACCACUGUCAGUUGUUGGAGUGUCUUAUGAAGCACAAGCAGGAAGUGUGGAAGGACCUGCUGUAUGUCAUAUCCUACGGACCAUCCCAAGUAAAGCCUCCAGCCGUGCAGAUGCUCUUUCAUUACUGGCCAAACCUAAAGCCCCCAGGAGCCAUCAGUGAAUACAGAGGCCUGCAGUACACUGCCUGGAACCCCAUCCACUGCCAACACAUUGAGUGUCACAAUGCCAUCAAUAAACCUGCCGUCAAGCUGGAAGCACAACAUUAA